GCCGAUAUUUCAUUUCAUUCAUUUAUAGCUUCCUUUUCUGUCUUAUAAAUGAUUAUCUAUAUACGGGUGGUCGUCGAUCAAGAUUUCCGUAUAAAUUGUUAAAUGAAGGUGCUAUAAGCGUUUAUUUUAUGAAAAAACUGUAGGUUAUAAAUUGUUAAAUAAUGAUCUUACUCGAGAUCAAUAAUAGAAUUAUAGAAGAAACGCUAACAGUAAAAUACAAAAAUGCACUGGCGCGCUUAAAGCCAGAAUCCAUAGAUGUGACAGUUGCAGAUUUUGAUGGAGUCCUCUUUCAUAUAUCCAAUGUUAAUGGAGACAAAACCAAAGUUAGGGUUAGUAUAUCACUGAAGUUCUACAAACAAUUAGAGGAGCAUGGCGCAGAUGAACUUCUCAAAAGAGUUUAUGGAACACUCCUCACUGAGCCGGAGUCAGGUUACAAUGUGUCCGUCCUACUGGACCUGGAGGCGAUCCCCGACGACUGGGAAGAGACGGUCCGGAAGGUUGGGCUGCUGAAGCGCAACUGCUUCGCGUCCGUGUUCGAGCGCUACUUCCGCCUCCAAGAAGACGGGGAUGUCGCACAGAAGCGCGCCGUCAUCAACUACCGACAGGAUGAGACGCUAUACGUGGAAGCGCAAGAGGACCGCGUGACGGUGGUGUUCUCGACGGUGUUCCGUCACGAGGACGACAUGGUGAUCGGCAAGGUGUUCAUGCAAGAGCUGAAGGAGGGCCGGCGGGCCAGCCACACGGCGCCGCAGGUUUUAUUUUCACAUAAGGAACCACCGCUAGAACUCAUGGAUACUGAAGCGAAAGUAGGAGAAAAUAUCAGUUAUGUUACAUUCGUGCUGUUCCCGCGGCACACUUGCUUGGAGGCGCGCGACAACACGAUCGACCUGCUGCACAUGUUCCGCGACUACCUGCACUACCACAUCAAGUGCAGCAAGGUGUACGUGCACUCGCGCAUGCGCGCCAAGGCCGGCGACCUGCUCAAGGUGCUCAACCGUGCGCGUCCGCAGCAGCAGCGCCAGGAGAGGAAGACCAUCACGGGGAGAACAUUCGUUCGGCGGGACUGAGUGCCGGCGGAGGGAGCACGGAACCACCACUAGCCUUAUUUAUUACGAGAGCGGCUCUACACGUCCGCGCUCCACGCCCCGCCCCACGCUCCACGCCCCACGCGCCACGCUCCACGCCGCACCCGCACCCGGCGGGACUCCGGCAAUGUGCGUAUUUCCUUUACUCAGUAUGUGUUUCCGAUACCUGUGUAUUGUAGUGUUCGCGUGCCCCGACAUGUUGCAACAUUUGCUAGCUAUAUUUUCAAUUUGAAUUACCCCAUUAUAAACAGUACAGGAAUGCCAAAUAUUUUAAAAUGCUCAAUGCUCAAUAUUGUACCGGUCGCCGAACUUUACAAAACAAAAUGAUGAAAUGUGCACAUUGUUUGUUAUAAAUAUUUAUUGUCAACUCUUCAUGCCUGGCGUAAAGUCAAUAAAGAAUGUUGCUGUAGUACUUGUUGAUAACAAAAUUAUGCUUUAUUAUAUGAGAGUUCUAUUUAUGGGGCCCCCCGGCCGGGCCCGCAAUCCUUCUCGUAGCUUGACGUAAUUUUGUUGUAUUUGUAACCCGAUUACCAAUCCUCGAGUAGAGUAUAAUGUAAUAUAAACCUAGCCUAUUAUUGUUUCGGAUGACAGACUUGAAAGUAUAUCUCCGGACAGGUAACAUGCACAAACUCGUACGAAUUACUCACUAUUAAUUUUGUAAUUACACCGUCUAGUUUGAUAACGCUAUCUAUGCAAUAUACGAACAAUAAUUAUUUAAAUAAAGUUACUCUCUUACGUUGUUAGGUAGGCCCGAUUCAAUUAUAAUCUAAGUGAAAGUGUAUAGUAUUUCUCAAUAGAAUCUUCCAAUGACCGAGGCAGAGGCUGGGUGGGUGUACAGGCCUUAUUGACGUCCGCUCGCGCCGGCUCGAUAGAUCGCUAGGUUAGAUGCGAUACUCUGUAUCCCGUUUAUAUGCAAUUCCAACUCAGAAAACUUCAAUUCCAUAUUGCAUUAAAGAACAAGAUACAUUUAUUAUCUAAAAUGAUUUAUAUAUAAAAAUAAUGUAUUAAAAUUUAUAAGAAUUCUUCGAAUUUAGUGUCAUAGUUCAUGAGAAAUAGAAAAUGGCACGUAAUGUGUAGACCACUUCCGCACCAAGUAUUUGCUCAAAUCGAACACCAAGGAGCUCUAUAGGAAUAGUGAACAUUUCACACCACUAUAUUUAGCCCUAAUUUCUGACGCGAAUUCAUUUUGAAAGGCAAUGUUGUUGGGAUCUAGUGAAGUGGCACUCUUACUUGCAAAUCUGAAUUUUCUACUUGUCUUCUUUACACUCAUAAGAGUCAUAUUGCAAUAAUUUAUAUGUAUAAUAGCGAAGAUAUUCAGAUUUGCAUUAAAAUUUAUUUUAAAGGAGUGCAAAGAGUAGGCGAGAUUAACUACGUAAUUUUAGGUGAGAUUGUGGCAAAAUAUCGAUUGAGUCAUGGACUGAGAGUUAUUUAGACUACGAGUAUCAUUAAUGGUUCGUUUGGAUGAAAUAAUGUAAAUCGCUAAGUCAUAAUUAAAUUGCAUGAGUUGAUAACGCGACAAAAUAUUAACUGUUGACAGAUUAUAAAAGAUGUGGCAAGUAGUCGAGUAUGAAUGGAAUGUAAUACAUAAAGCGUGUAGACACAAUUUAACUAAAAAAAUUAGCUAACUUGAAUUUUAUGUAAUUUUUUUGCAAGAUGUAUUAUUUAUGUAAUAUAAAAUGUAAGUUAAAUGUUGCUUUAAAGUUAUAGCUUACAAUUUGAUGAUUGUUUUUUCUGUCAGUUGAAGCGCCAGAUUAUGUAAACUGCAGAUUAUGGAAGUUAUUUGUGAAUAUGUAAUUAUUCUUGUGAUUUAAAAUCCGUUUAUACUGUAUUUUUAUUUUCUAGAUUAAAGAAAACAUCUUACUGCAA
Messenger RNA from Cydia strobilella, 2951 nucleotides. RefSeq names its product probable actin-related protein 2/3 complex subunit 2 (gene Arpc2). Gene Ontology annotation, biological process: Arp2/3 complex-mediated actin nucleation; actin filament polymerization. Gene Ontology annotation, molecular function: actin filament binding; structural constituent of cytoskeleton. Bases 162 to 1067 code for a protein of 301 amino acids. The transcript is spliced from 8 exons. Gene Ontology annotation, cellular component: Arp2/3 protein complex; actin cytoskeleton. The record is from RefSeq and is a predicted model, not a curated record. NCBI's taxonomy places the organism in Eukaryota, Metazoa, Arthropoda, Insecta, Lepidoptera, Tortricidae.